AUGCCCACCUACCUCCUCCACGGCUUCCGCUGGCCCCGCCCCAUGAUCCGCAUCCACAUCAUCCUGCAAGACCUCGACGACUGCGCCGCAGAGUGGCUCAUGGCGCCUUUGACCCACUCGACGCUCCUCGACAACUUCCGAACUCUGCACCCCGAGUACCUCUCCUCGCUCCCAAACCUCCGCUUCAUCGAGCAACACGACCCGGACGACAUCACCACAAAGUCCCAACCAUACGCCUACGUGGCUGACGUGUGCGAGGAGGUGAAGCUGGGUGUUGAUGUUGACGAGGUGCGCGGAAAGGGCGUCAAGAACGAGCAGUGGGACGCCAUGCUAGGCUUGAGGGAUAAAGUGGCCCCGGACGCGAAGGUCGCGUGGUUCGUGGUUGUGUGUGGGGACAUUGAGAGGUGGGUUCCACCCCCCGAGGAAGGGGUGGAUGGGGGCGCGACGGUGGACAAGGACGCCGUAGAUAAUGUGCAGGGCUGGGACGAGAAUGUCACUGGGAACGAUAUGGUGGAGUACAAGGCGAGGAACACGGUCAGGAGCGGGAGUAUGGCGAGCUCGGAUAAUAGCAAGAGGAGAUCAUCUUCAGGCGCCGGGAAAGGGUUUAUGAGGCUGUUCCGGAGAUCGAAGAGCACAAGAGACCUCGGGCGCACCGACUCGCAGACAUCGCAGGACCUGCCGCCUCCCAUGCCCACUAGACCGCCAGGCACGGCGGUGUAA
Messenger RNA from Coniosporium apollinis CBS 100218, 720 nucleotides. RefSeq lists its product as uncharacterized. Bases 1 to 720 code for a protein of 239 amino acids. The record is from RefSeq and is a predicted model, not a curated record. The transcript is spliced from 3 exons. Lineage: Eukaryota; Fungi; Ascomycota; Dothideomycetes.